AUGCAAGCCUCAAAAUUAAUUAAUGAUGUUAAUUUUCAUCUUCAGUGGAUCGAUAUAAUAUCCAAAGUGAAAAUAACCUAUCCCUCUUUAGAUCAAUUUAUUCAGGCAUAUCAAAAUAAUAAAGAAGCAUUUAUAGAAUUUCCAUUCGAUACACCAGUGCUUAUUAAGCUAGUUCAACGAAUGCAUCCUCCAACAUAUGCGAAAGAGUCACCAUUUAUGACUUUUAUUCGUUUGAAUCAAGUAUUGAACCUCGAUCCGACGCAAUUUUUUGAACAAUUUCACUCAAUAUUCCGUCUUGGUAUUAAAAACCGAUUGUAUGAAAAGAAAGACGUUGCUGAACUUUUUACAUGGAUCAAAUCGCAAGAUCAACUAUUUGGUCAAUAUUUUAAUCAUUAUUCUUCAAAUGCGAACCCAGACCAUCUUUGGGAUAUGUUUCUACAUUUAUUUACGAUUGGUGCUGUCGACAAAAUCGUUCAGAAACAUCUGAUCCCAAUAGUAAGCCAGAGAGCUUUAUCAGUUAAUACUACAACCUUUCAACGAUAUGUAAAAAUAGCUAAGAAUAGUUUAGGAGAAAUCAAACCUGACCAUGAAUCAUAUUUUCUCAAUUUAUUCGAGAAAAUAUUUUAUGCUUAUAUUAUCAAAUGGUUCACUAAUCCUCAAUAUUCGUAUCAACUCACUCGUAUUGAAUGCAUAGAUCUUUUACAAGCUGGCUUACAACUAUCUUUCACGGAUCUAUUAGAAAGAUAA
Rotaria sp. Silwood2 is the source of this 747-nucleotide messenger RNA. The record is from the annotation of a GenBank genome assembly. Lineage: Eukaryota; Metazoa; Rotifera; Eurotatoria; Philodinida; Philodinidae.